UCGUACUGGCUUUUAACUGGAGCUCUGAAGCCAGAGCAGCUUGAGUCAUGUCUUCUAUCGGAGCUCUGGAGGCGGUGAACAUCCCAUGGAGAAACAACAACUUCAGCCUGCUGAGUAAAGAUCCGCCGCUGUCUGACCAGGGAGACACCAUCAUUGGGGUUUACCUGCUGCUGCUCGGUUGGCUGUCAUGGUUUGGAAACAGCAUUGUGAUCUUCGUCCUGUUUAAGCAGAGGGUGACUCUUCAACCCACAGAUUACCUCACCCUCAACCUGGCCAUAUCAGACGCCAGCAUCUCAGUGUUCGGAUACUCCCGUGGCAUCCUCGAGAUCUUCAACGUGUUUCAGGAUAAUGGAUACCUCAUCACCUCAGUGUGGACCUGCCAGGUGGACGGUUUCUUUACUCUCCUCUUUGGCCUGGGGAGCAUAAACACAUUAAGUGCCAUCAGUGUCACCCGAUACAUAAAGGGCUGUCACCCAAGUGAAGCUCACUGCAUCAAGAACACCACUGUAGGCAUGAGCAUCCUGUUUAUAUGGAUUUCAGCUGUAUUCUGGUCCACUGCUCCGCUGCUGGGAUGGGGAAGUUACACAGAUCGAGGGUAUGGUACCUGUGAGAUUGACUGGGCCAAAGCGAAUUACUCCACCAUCCACAAAUCCUACAUCAUCACCAUCCUGAUCCUCUGUUUCUUUGUUCCUGUCUUAAUUAUGCUGUUCUGCUAUGUGUCCAUCAUCAACACUGUGAAGAGAGGAAACGCCAUGUCUGCAGACGGAGACCUUACUGACCGUCAGAGAAAGAUUGAGAGAGAUGUCACUAUAGUUUCAACAGUUGUCUGCACAGCGUUCAUCCUGGCCUGGUCUCCGUAUGCCGUGGUGUCCAUCUGGUCAGCAUGCGGCUUCCACGUACCCAGUCUGACCAGCAUCUUCACUCGGCUCUUUGCCAAGUCUGCCAGCUUCUACAACCCGCUUAUCUAUUUCGGCCUCAGCUCCAAAUUUCGGAAAGAUGUCAUCGUGCUGCUGCCGUGCAACCGACAUCACAAUGACACAGUCAAACUCAAACGCUACACACACAUGAAGGCCAAAGGAGAUGAGAAUUACAGGUGUAGAGCUGAAGGACAGGAUGUGUGUAUUCCUGCUUACCUAAAAGCCAAGAAGAAGCCUCAGGCAGGAGGAGAGCCUGUUAACACUGUCCUCAGCCCUGACAUUGGUGUGCACAGACCUCCUCCACUCAACAAGCAGGUGCAUUUCAUUCAGAUGCCGCAAACGUCUGAAUCCCUUGAGUAUGAGUGUGACAGACUGUAAAAUGCAGUGAAUCAACCUGUAACUUUUAUGUAUUUGCAUAUUUAAUUGUAAAACAUGAGAAAAACUUGAUCAGUAGAACUGAAAACCUGUUUUUGUAU
This is a messenger RNA of Clarias gariepinus (North African catfish), 1393 nucleotides long. RefSeq names its product opsin 6, group member a (gene opn6a). Gene Ontology annotation, cellular component: membrane. The record is from RefSeq and is a predicted model, not a curated record. Bases 48 to 1295 code for a protein of 415 amino acids. Gene Ontology annotation, molecular function: G protein-coupled receptor activity. Gene Ontology annotation, biological process: G protein-coupled receptor signaling pathway. The transcript is spliced from 6 exons. Lineage: Eukaryota; Metazoa; Chordata; Actinopteri; Siluriformes; Clariidae.